Aspergillus versicolor CBS 583.65 is the source of this 1956-nucleotide messenger RNA. RefSeq lists its product as uncharacterized. The record is from RefSeq and is a predicted model, not a curated record. Gene Ontology annotation, biological process: regulation of DNA-templated transcription. Bases 23 to 1819 code for a protein of 598 amino acids. The transcript is spliced from 6 exons. Gene Ontology annotation, molecular function: DNA-binding transcription factor activity, RNA polymerase II-specific; zinc ion binding. NCBI's taxonomy places the organism in Eukaryota, Fungi, Ascomycota, Eurotiomycetes, Eurotiales, Aspergillaceae.
UUCAUCUUCGGCCCUUUACAUCAUGGCCACUCGGAUUCGGAAGACUCGGGCCAGCACUAAGGCCUGUCACUCCUGUCGACGGCGCAAAGUGCGAUGCCAGUUCGAUAGUGGGAUGCCCAAAUGUCGGGCUUGCUAUCGACGAUCGUCUUUGUGCAUCCCGAGCAUGGUCGCCCUUCCCCAGCUUGAGGCCGAACCCACCGCGUUCGACCCGUUUGCCGAUGUGUUGUUAGGGCUGCCCUCGCUGGCAGAGACCGCGCAUCUCGACACCGCAUUGUCUCCUCUCGCUCAUCAAUUGAGCUCUGCCUUCGAUCCGCCGCCUGACACGGACCCUUUUUCUCUUUUGUCCUGCUUCGCGCUCCCUCGCUCCCUCGUCAGUCAUCACGACUCAACUCCCCUAUCCAUCUUCUCGCGCGAGGGUAAAGAAUGGUUGGCAGCAGCUGCGGGCACCGACGUCCUCGACUCGCAUGGUCUCUCUGCUGCGGCGUUCGGAGCCGACACGAUCUUUGGCAGCCCAUCGCCCCUGGCAAAGCAGUUCGUCGCUCUUCCGCCAAAGGACAUUGCUCGCUCCUUGCUGCAAACUUACUUUGCGGUGUACAAUUCGUUCUGUCCCACUUUCCAGGAGGAGGAGUUUAUGCUGUGGUUCGAGCUAGAGUAUCCUAUCGGACCCGAAUCGUCCGCAGCAUGGGCAUGCCUCAACGCGACGUUCGCUUUGGCCUCCCUUCUUGACGAACAGUCGCAAGCCAACUCGUGGCUGUUUUGGAAAAAUGCCACGCUUUCCUGGGAAUCAUUCGUGACCCAGGCCCCCAGCUUAUGCUCCGCUCAGGCUCUUCUGACCAUGACGCUCUACCUGCUGGGGACCUUUCACAGUAACCCCUCCAGCACCAUGAUUUCCAUGGCAGUGCGCAUGCUCAGCGGAAUAUCAUCACCCCAAGCCAGCCUGUCGCAACAAUUCCAGCUCGUCAGGAUGGUCACACAAUCUUUAGACUUGGACCACGCUCUCCAAGUGGGAGUGCCGCCUACCGAACUCGGAGCAGUUCAGGAUAUAGCUAUUCCUGACUAUCUUCCAGACCCCAAUCUCCAGUUCGACUGCUACCCUUCAUUUUGUCGACUAUUGGGGCUCAAAGAGCAGGUCUAUCGCCAACUAUAUUCCAUUACUGCACAAGAUAAGGAUGAGUACGAGGCCAUCGCCGCCGUAGGCCAACUAGACUCGCAGCUCGAGCAGUGGAAAAGCGACAUUCCUGAAAAAUACCGGCCCGGCCAUCCCAAGGCCAGAGAUACAAUCGAACAUGGGCCCUCACCAACAAUCCUUCACCUUCAUCUCAGCUACUAUUACUGUGUCUUGGUUAUCCAUCGCCGGUUGACGUUUUACAGAUCCAAUUCAAAGGCGUUCACACCAUUCGCUACAAGCCACAUCGCACAUCGCUCUCCCAAUCCUCGCGCUCUCAUAUCAACACGGCUUUGUGCGGACGCUGCCCGGGCCUCAUUAAGGAUGGUCAAGUGUAUUCCGAAAGAGAAUCCCCUGGUUCGUGGGCUUAUGCUGUAUUAUGUUGUCUUCGCACUCAAGCUCCUCGUCACCCAUACGAUCCAAGACCCAAGCAGUCCACGCGCGCGCGCCGAUGUCUUACUCAUGCGAAAUCUGGAAGAUGUGCUUUCGACUAUCCCUGUCGCCCAGGACGAACGAAGCACCCGAAAUUUGAUUGACUACUGCACCCAUCACCGAGAUGCCGCUGAGCAGGCGAUAAAUGAUGCUCUAGCACGGCGCAGGCCAAAAGACUAUGAUGGACCACGAGAGGGCCAUGUCUCAUCGCAUGUUUCCUGAAUAUCGCCAUUAGACGACAGAAUCGCAGGCUCGAUCUUUUGUAAGCUAACAAUCCUUUAUAAAUAGAUAGUUUACCCUGUCGGGGCGCCAUAGAUAGCACAUAGAAAUGUUUGAUGACCCAUGUACUUAUCUCUUUC